GUUUGCAAUCGAACUGUCAGUGCUAUCGCAAAGCUAUUGCGCUUAUUGCGCUCAAAUAUUCACUGUCGUUUUGCUAUAACUCGCAACUGUCGUUCAUUCAAGCCACUGUCAUUAUGUUCACGGACCCUUCUGCUCGCGUGCCCCACGUCUUCGUUAUACCCCCCGAAGAAGAGCACUCGCAAAAUCCUCCUUGGUGCUGUUUUGACGCAGACCUGCCUCCAGAAAAUAGCAGAUCCGUAGAGUUAUCCUCUGCUAACCAGCCUGACAUCUUAUCCGAUGUACCCUUCUUGCUGCACGAGUCAGAAUCUACUUCUUCCUUCCACCACGAGCAGCCUAGUGCAAGCCCAGUGGUUCUCACACAGUCCAGGAGCUCUACAUCUAGCAAUAGGAGCGAGAAGCAUCAGAACCCACAGCAUAUCGUUAUCUCUGCCAUGCACAAUAAUGACCUCAUUCGCAUCGUCCAGCAUGAUGUGCGAGAGGAUUCGGAUGUGAUUGAGGUCGUCAAGGUCAAACGUCCAAAGGACAAUAAACCCAAUCACACGGAUCACAUCCCACCGUCCCCGUCUAAUCAAGAGCCACAGUUAAAGCGCUCAAAGACUUUCCGUGCUCGUGCGUCCCGUGCCUUCCAAUCCAUAAAGAAUGUCUCUCUCCCCCAUUGCAAGCAAAGCAACUCCAAACCGCAUGUCAAGGACCUUUGGACAUCCACUGAGAGCAUGCCAGGCAUCUUCAGAGGUGUUUUGCAUUCCAAAGAGGACGUACCACCAACGGCGAGUCGCAAGCUUUCGAGCUUCUUCCAAAGACAGCCGUUUUCCUCGGAGGGAAUCCUCUCGAGCUCGACGACUACGUCAUUGCCUUAUCUCAAGGGCUCUGACACCACUCCUUCCAUUGCUGAGAUCCGGCCCUCGUAUGAGUUCAUCGAGCGGCCCCUCACUCCCUGUGCACCCACGUACGACCACAGUCUUCGUCGUCCAGUGUCUUCAGCAGACUUUCAGCGAGCUCCUUCAUCCGAGUCCAAGUUCAGCAAGGAUUUGAAGCGACCUGUCUCAUCACAGGAUCUUCAACGUCCAGAGAAAGACUUGCGUCCUGUAUCUUCGGAUGAUUUCCAGCACGACGAGCGCCCGACGUCACCCAACCCCCCCUCCACCCAAGCAUCGCGCAAACGUUUCUCCGUUAAUGAGCUGCACCGCCUUUUCUCCUUCUCUCCAGAACCUCCUUCCUCUUUCACGGUUCCUUCCGCAUCCACAUCCGCAUCGACCUCGAGUACACACUCUUAUCCUGAUGUCCCAUACACCGCGGUGCAUUUUGUUGAUGAUGAUUACGGAAGGGAGAUUGAGGGCAAGUAUGGUCGCAAUCUCGACCUACUUGAUGGUGACGAUGACGAGUUGCCUUUGCCCUCACGGCCAAGGGAUAUUAGUUUCGAGUUGCGGCUUGACAGUUUGCACUUUGACUCGCUUUCGUUCAAUGCUGAGGAUUUUGAUGUGAGCAUGAACUUGGAAGCCUCAGGGCUAGGUAUUUCACGGCAGUGAUCUCCGCUUUUCAUAUGCUGUGAAUGUGACAAUUGCUGCGGUUUUUUGCAGAGCACAUACAUAUGAUUAUGCUGGGCCUAGCGGGGUUCAAGUCAAUGCUUCAUUUCACGACUUGUACGAUACCGAUCCAUAUUUACAAUUCGACCACCUUUUUAUGCCUACCUCGAACAUUCUCGUAUAUUGCACGAAGCUUCUAAGUUCUUGUCGCAACUUCAUAUCAAAAUCACUCAUUACUACUACAUAAACAUAAUCGGUCCCUUGCUUAUACAUAGGAUGUGACAGUGAUGUGACACCGUGACAAUAAUACGAUUACAC
This is a messenger RNA of Suillus discolor, 1841 nucleotides long. RefSeq lists its product as uncharacterized. NCBI's taxonomy places the organism in Eukaryota, Fungi, Basidiomycota, Agaricomycetes, Boletales, Suillaceae. Bases 114 to 1526 code for a protein of 470 amino acids. The transcript has a single exon. The record is from RefSeq and is a predicted model, not a curated record.